Molecule: messenger RNA, 1000 nt
Organism: Eutrema salsugineum
Lineage: Eukaryota; Viridiplantae; Streptophyta; Magnoliopsida; Brassicales; Brassicaceae
Exons: 5
Coding region: 22-732 (236 amino acids)
Molecular function (GO): protein binding
Source: RefSeq, a predicted model, not a curated record
AUACGGAGCCUUAUCGUUAUUAUGGCUUCCGUUGCUUUGCCGGCGUUGAGCUGCCGGAGUUCAGGAGAACCGGUGAAGGAGCUUCGCGUUUGUACGAAUCGCACCUGCCGGAAACAAGGCUCCUUUCAGAUUCUGGAGACGUUUACAGCUCUCGCACCUCCCCAACUCCGAGUCAAUCCCUGCGCUUGCCUCGGCCGAUGCGGCUCCGGUCCAAACCUCGUGGCUCUCCCUCAAGGUCUCCUCCUCCGUCACUGCGCCACGCCUUCUCGAGCUGCUGAAAUCUUGUUCAGCCUCUGCCGCGACGGCCGUGCAGCUUCUUCCUCCUCCGCCGUCACGGAUGCUCUCGCCGCUUUAGCGCUCACCAACAAUGCUCUUUCCCAAAUCGAAGCCGGAAAAUUCCCGGAGGCCGAAGCACUUCUAACCCAGGCUUUAGAUUUGAAACCCUACGGUGGCUUGCACAAGAUCUUCACACACAGAGCAGUAGCAAAAUUGGGAAUGCUUGAUUACUCUUGUGCUCUUGAAGAUAUAAGCCAGGCUCUGGCAUUAGCUCCCAACUAUUCUGAGCCUUACAUUUGCCAAGGUGAUGUCUACGUUGCAAAAGGUCAAUAUGAUCUCGCCGAGAAUUCAUACUUGAAAUGUCUCGAGAUUGAUCCUUCUCUUCGCAGAUCGAAAUCAUUCAAGGCCCGGAUUACAAACCUUCAAAAGAAAGUUGGUGAAGUAGAUGUGACAUAGAGAGUAUUCUGACAUUUGGAGUUGUGUUGGAUGCAUACUGAUAACUGUCUAUAGUCUGUCAUUUCAACGGUAAUUCUUUUGUCUGUGCAAGACCGUUUCAAUAAAUGUCCCUUUCUUUUGGUAGAAGGUUGGGUUUUCCAGAUUGGCAAGGUAUGUAUAUAGGUUAUUAGUGUAUCAAGAGGUAAUGAGAGUGCCCUUGUAUAUAGAUUUUAUUCAGAAGAUAUUAUCCAAGUUAAUGACAUUAUUCUGGUACUAGAGACGACCCAAA